AUGAAGCUAGAAGACAUUUUUAAGGUUGGUCGAGUGUUCCCAAAAAGUAUAGACGAAAUUGGAAGAAAAGAAAAAACUGAUAAUGUGCCGGAAGACAAAAAUAUCUCAGAAGAGAAAAUUGAGUUUGAAGAAAUUGUGACAGAAGUAGGAAAAUAUGGACUAUUUCAGAAACGACUUCUGUAUUAUUUUCUUUUACCUGCUUUUAUACCUAUGAGUUGGGUUACUUUUAACCAGAUCUUUAUCAUGUCAGUCCCUGACCAUUGGUGUUACGUUCCUGAAGUGGCCGAAGCCAACCUCAGUGUCCAACAAAAACUGAUGUUAACUCGGCCAAUGGAAAAUCGACACGGGUUAGAAAUACCCAGUCAGUGUCAAAUGUACACCCUGAAUUACACCCUGGAAUGGAUGGAAAGUUCAAACUCCAAUACUUCUUUCAAAGAUUAUGGUUCAGCCACAAACGUCUCUUCUCAAGCAUGUCAGAACGGUUGGGUUUACGAUAAAACACUCUAUGACUCCACGGCUUCAACUCACUGGGACUUAGUGUGUGAAAAGAAUCACUUUCCUCACAUUGUUUUCACACUAGCCGGUGUAGGGGGAGCUGUUGCAACCUCGAUAUAUGGUAUAAUGUCAGACAGAAUAGGAAGGAAGCUGACGUUCUUCAUAUGUAUUGCUGUGACUCUUGUAUCUGGUUUGACUUCUCUUGUUGUAUCCAGUUUCACUGCGUUCGCUGUGUUACGACUGAUUAAUGGUUCACUGUAUCCAACAAUUUAUCAAACACCUUACAUUAUAUUGGUUGAACUCGUCGGGAAAGAAAAACGCACUCGUAUUCUGGGUAUUGGUUGUAUCUCGUGGACUAUAGGGAUUUGUCUGCUGCCGCUUAUAGCCUUUUUAACCCGCCAUUGGACAAUGUUUGGAUUCAUUACGACUUGCUCGUGUAUCCCUUUCUUCUUCUAUUGGAGGUUUUUGCCUGAAUCCCCUCGCUGGUUGGUGUCUGUUAAACGUUAUGAAGAAGCAGCAAUAAUUUUGACCAGAAUAGCCAGAACGAAUGGACGACCCGUACCUAUUGACCUUAUUAACAAGCUUAUAAAGAUAGAAGAAACAAUGAAAAAAGAGGUGGAAACAACGUACAACAUGACUGUUCUGUUUCGCUAUCCAACUCUGAGAAAACACUUUAUGAUUGUUACCCUAGUGUGGGUUUCCUGUAUGAUAUCCUACUUUAGUAUAAAGUUCAACACCACAAAUCUCUAUGGAAAUGAAUUUUUAAACUUCUUUCUACUCGGACUCGUUGAGUUACCUUCCUACUUUGUCUGUUGGUACCUUAUGGAAACGAUAGGGCGACGAUGGACAAACGUGAGCUUAGCACUAUUGGUUGCUCUUAGUCACUUUUUAUCAAUCCCAUUCACAGCAGAGUUAGCUAUCUACAAGACAUUUGGGGCCCUCGUGGGAAAGUUUUGCAGUUCUGCAUUAUUCAUGGUGGUGUAUCAACAGGCAGCGGAACUUUUUCCAACCCCUGUCAGGGCUCUAGGAAUGGGAGCCAGCGCUACCAUCAUAUGCAUAGCCACAGUUUGUGCUCCUUCUAUCAUCUAUUUGAGAACAUACGAAGGACACAUACCAGAACUUAUCAUCGGAGGAAUGUGUCUUGUAGCUUCCUUCGCGGCAACGUUUCUACCCGAAACUCUGCAUGCUAAAUUACCACAGACUAUAGAAGAUGGAGAAGAAUUUGGUGAAAAACAGAAGUAUCUUUCUUGCUUUGGAGCUGGAGUUCCAACCUCAAACGAUGAUGAUCCUGUUCUCGGACAAGAAAAGACGAGAAAAGGUUUCCCGACUGUAUAAUUUUGAAGCAUUUCUUAUCAAGUGAACUGAUAAAAGUUUUCGUUUUUUUUUUACCUAGUGGUUUUAUUUACAAGACUUUAUUUUAUUAUAUUUGUAUUCUCUAUUUACUUCCUCAUGCCCCUCCCCCCUCAGUGGCACAGCGGCACGUCUGCCGACUUACAACGCUAGAAACCGGGUUUCGAUACCCGUGGUGGGU
This is a messenger RNA of Limulus polyphemus (Atlantic horseshoe crab), 2026 nucleotides long. RefSeq names its product carcinine transporter-like. Gene Ontology annotation, molecular function: transmembrane transporter activity. The record is from RefSeq and is a predicted model, not a curated record. The coding region runs from base 1 to 1830 and encodes 609 amino acids. Gene Ontology annotation, biological process: transmembrane transport. Gene Ontology annotation, cellular component: membrane. Lineage: Eukaryota; Metazoa; Arthropoda; Merostomata; Xiphosura; Limulidae. The transcript is spliced from 10 exons.